GCUGGUCACCCGCCCGGCGGCGCUUCCCCGGCGUCGGGGAAGGGAAAAAGGGUUAAGUCACCGGCGUCGAGAAUCCACCCUCGGAAACCCGGCUUCCAUUGAGGAGCCUCCCCCGGGGCCGGUCCCUUUGGAUUAAAUUAAAACCACACACGCUCAUAAAGCAACAACUGCACAAAACAACAAACCGAACACCAACCCCAGCUACACGCCCCUCGGGCAAGGCGGCCCGGCAGGAGCCUCCCCGCCCGCUUCGCCGAACCAGCAUUUUUGCCCAGGAUUUCAGAAGAGAGCUGUCAAGCAGAUCCCAGACUCAGAGAGCAGGUGCUUUGGACAAUGAACUGGAUCAGCCCAUUCCUGAUGUAAAAAUGUCUCACAGUAACCGGGAGCUGGUGGUUGACUUUCUUUCUUACAAGCUUUCACAGAAGGGAUACAAUUGGAGUCAGUUUGAAGAUGAGAACAGGACUGAGGCCUCAGAAGGGACAGAGAUACCUAGUACUGUGAAUGGCAGCCCCUCUUGGCACCCUGCUGACAGCCGUGCAGUGAGUGGGGCCACAGGACACAGCAGCAGCCUGGAUGCCCAUGAGACAAUUCCUGUAGCUGCUGUGAAGCAAGCUUUGAGGGAGGCAGGAGAUGAAUUUGAACUCCGGUACCGGCGGGCAUUCAGUGAUCUGACAUCCCAGCUCCACAUCACUCCAGGGACGGCUUAUCAGAGUUUUGAGCAGGUAGUGAAUGAACUCUUCCGGGAUGGGGUGAACUGGGGCCGAAUUGUGGCAUUCUUCUCCUUCGGAGGGGCAUUGUGUGUGGAAAGCGUGGAUAAAGAGAUGGAAGUCUUGGUAGCACGCAUCACCUCCUGGAUGGCCACUUACUUGGAUGAGCACCUAGACCCAUGGAUCCAAGAAAAUGGCGGUUGGGACACCUUCGUGGAGCUUUAUGGGAAUGAUGCAGCAGCAGAGAGCCGGAAGGGCCAGGAACGCUUCAACAGAUGGCUGCUGACUGGCAUGACAGUGGCUGGUGUAGUCCUGCUGGGGUCCCUGUUCAGCCGGAAGUGACCAUAUACUGAAUCUACCUUGGAACCUCUCUGAUCCACCCACUGCAACCGUCAUGGCCUGUACCCUGUCCUGACACAGAGGAAAUUCACUACAUGCAACUGACUUGUAUCACCUGGGGCCAAACCAGGACUUUUCCUACUGUCCCCAUUCCCUUCCCCCCUCCAAAGUACCCAGUGGUAUUCAAUCUGAGACCCUUGGGCCCUGUUUCUGUUGAAUCUCUUAAGUCCUCCAAAAAGAAAAAAAAAACCAACAUGCAACUUUUUGAACCUUUUUACCACACUGUGGGUGCUGGCUUUCUAGUCAUGACAUCUCUCCUCUCUCAGACUUCCUAGAGCUGGGCCUUUCCCCUAACCUGACCAAACCAAGAAGGAUCAAAAAAAAAAAAAAAAAAAAACCUUUAUAAAAACACCCAUAGAACUUUUCCAGGGAAAAAAAAGAAUAAAUCAAUUUCAUUUUUAUUUUUGUGUUACCAGAAUGGGUAAUUUUAUUCCCCUUGCAGUACUUAAUGUUGUGAAGGGUCAAGAAGAGGUAUUCUCAGAUCCAGGCCUCUACAUUACUAAAGACAGAUUUUCUCUAAGGACUUCCUGCUUGAAGCAGAGGGUGGGUGGCUUACUUGUGUAACCCUGUAGUUAGUUGUCACAGGUUCCAGAUCGCCAGGUUUGGCCAGCCUCGGGCACCUCUCCUAAGCAUGCUGCUCCUUCUGUCCCACCCACCACCUUCAGAGGUAGCCUAGGAUUCCAGUCAUACAGGUGACCCAAAGUGUCUCAGGAAAGUGACCUGCCCUGACCUUGACUGUCUUGGCUGGUCAGUUGGACCAAUAUUUUUUGCUGGAGUUAGUGGGCUUGCAGAGGGAAGGUAAUGAUGGGUGUCAGUUCAACACCAUAUCUGAGUUCUAGAAUAAGCUCCUCUCUCCUCCCUCAUAUUUAGUUCCUGCCCAUCAAGAGAAAACAGGAGGUACAAGAAGAGACCCAGGAAAAGGAGCAGCUGAGAGCUGUUUACAGCUGUUUUCCUUAGUCAAUUUAGUAGUUGGCGAUCCCAGGAGAAUGUGGACCUGCCUCUCUCCUGAAUCAUUUUUCGACAGUGCCCAGAUAAACAGGUGCAACUCAGACCCAAAGGUGAAGAGAUGCCUAGCAAUCCCUGGGGGUACUUACAGGUACUCUCGAGUACCUCUCAUUUAAGAUGGCAUGUUCUAGUGGAGUAAGUACUGGACCUAGGACUUAGAAGAGCCAGUCCAGAUCUUAGCUACGGAGCUAUAUGACCUUGAGCAAAUCAAUCCGCUGAGCCUCAGUAUUCUAUCCGAUAAGAGGGUGGACUAGCGGAUCGCUAAGAUCCUAAGGACCUGUUUGCUUGGUGAAUAGAAAAGGGAAGGGAUAGGAAAGGGAGUUUGGUCCUGAGCAAGAUUUGACUCCACCACUACCUUCCCUUUCAGGCCAUCCCCCAAACCACCUCCCUCCCUGAGCUUUCAGAAUUCCUAUUUAGGGUGCUUACUGCUUAACCAGGCCAGGCUGUUUGUCCCUUCCCACAGCCUGCCAACCUGUGGCCUCUCUCACAGGUCUGGUCUAUCAUGUAAGUGGCGCCACCCUACCAUGAAAAAUGUUUUCCUUAAUCCCAAUUGAUGGAUCAGCCAAUUCCUCACUGCUCCCAUCCCCCUCCCCCCCUCGUCACCUUGCCCCUGUAUCAUAGUCUUGUCUUUGCUGUAUAUAUUUGAGAUUAGUUUUUAUUCCUUGUGAAGAUGAUAUACUAUUUUUGUUAAGCGUGUCUGUAUUUAUGUGAGGCUCUGCAGGGCUGCUGUGUGGUGAACGCAUGGGGAGAUGGUUCCCCCUUCCCCCAUUUAACCCCAUCCUCCCUCUUCAGUGCCCCUAGGCAUAGGGGAGACUGAUUACUCCCCAGCCCAGGCCUAGGGGUCUUCCCUCCCCCAUAUCCUGACUCUUUGAAGUAGUCUGUGUGAUGGUGGAAGUGCAGUUCAACUAAUAAACUGUGUUUGAUUUGCUGGUA
Sarcophilus harrisii (Tasmanian devil) is the source of this 3044-nucleotide messenger RNA. It is a transcript of the gene BCL2L1, whose product is annotated as BCL2 like 1. Gene Ontology annotation, cellular component: mitochondrial outer membrane. The transcript has 3 exons. Gene Ontology annotation, biological process: intrinsic apoptotic signaling pathway in response to DNA damage; negative regulation of intrinsic apoptotic signaling pathway; extrinsic apoptotic signaling pathway in absence of ligand. The record is from RefSeq and is a predicted model, not a curated record. Lineage: Eukaryota; Metazoa; Chordata; Mammalia; Dasyuromorphia; Dasyuridae. The coding region runs from base 366 to 1049 and encodes 227 amino acids. Gene Ontology annotation, molecular function: protein homodimerization activity; protein heterodimerization activity.